Molecule: messenger RNA, 2691 nt
Organism: Drosophila takahashii
Lineage: Eukaryota; Metazoa; Arthropoda; Insecta; Diptera; Drosophilidae
Gene: Keap1
Product: kelch like ECH associated protein 1
Molecular function (GO): protein binding
Source: RefSeq, a predicted model, not a curated record
AUGCAGACCCAAAUGCAUAGCCCCAUGCAAUAUGAGAGCCAUCUUUCCAACAGCCCCAGUCACAACAAGUUCUCCUGCCCCCCAGAAGAGGUUGAGAUGAACAACACUUCGGAAAGUUGUUCCAUCUCGUCAAAUUGUGGCGGUCGAUUUGGAUCGGUGCACUCGACCUUAGAUGACCACGAUGCCACGGACGACGACAUGACCUUCUGCAUGUCCAACUAUGCCAAGGAGGCCCUGAAGAUGAUGUACAUGAUGCGGUCGCACGGCAUGCUCACGGACGUGGUGCUCGAGGUGAAGAAGGAGCUCUUUCCCGCCCACAAAGUGGUGCUGUCCGCCGCAUCGCCCUACUUCAAGGCCAUGUUCACGGGCGGACUGAAGGAGUCGGAAAUGUCGCGCGUCCAGCUCCAGGGGGUCUGUCCCACGGCCAUGUCCCGCAUCCUCUACUUCAUGUACACCGGCCAGAUUCGAGUGACUGAGGUGACCGUGUGCCAACUGCUGCCGGCGGCCACCAUGUUCCAAGUGCCAAACGUAAUCGAUGCCUGCUGUGCCUUCCUGGAGCGCCAAUUGGACCCCACGAAUGCCAUUGGCAUCGCCCACUUUGCCGAGCAGCACGGCUGCGUUGAGCUGCAAAAGAAGGCCAAUGUGUUUAUUGAGCGGAAUUUCACGCAGGUGUGCCAAGAGGAGGAGUUCCUGCAGCUUUCGGCCUAUCAGUUGAUAGCGCUGAUCCGCCGAGAUGAACUGAAUGUGCAGGAGGAGCGGGAGGUCUACAACGCUGUGCUCAAGUGGGUGAAAUACGACGAGGACAAUCGGCACUGCAAAAUGGAACACAUCUUGGGCGCCGUGCGUUGCCAGUUCCUCACGCCCAACUUCCUCAAGGAGCAGAUGAAAAACUGCGAUGUUCUGCGAAAGGUGCCCGCCUGUCGGGAGUAUUUGGCCAAGAUCUUCAAGGACUUGACGCUGCACAAGUGUCCGGGUGUCAAGGAGCGGACGCCCAACACCACACGAAUGAUUUUCGUGGCCGGCGGCUUCUUCCGCCACUCACUGGACAUCCUGGAGGCCUACAAUGUGGACGACAAGACGUGGACGACACUGCCCAAUCUGCGCAUUCCAAGAUCCGGCCUGGGCGCCGCUUUCCUCAAGGGCAAGUUCUAUGCGGUGGGAGGCAGAAAUAACAAUAUUGGCUCCUCCUACGACUCGGAUUGGGUGGAUCGCUAUAGCACCGUCAGCGAGACGUGGCGUCCCUGCGCUCCGAUGUCCGUGCCACGCCAUCGAGUGGGCGUGGCCGUUAUGGACGAGCUAAUGUACGCCGUGGGCGGAUCCGCGGGCAUGGAGUACCACAGCACAGUGGAAUACUAUGACCCAGAACUCGAUCGCUGGACCCUCGUUCAGCCGAUGCAUGCUAAGCGCUUGGGUGUCGGCGUGGUGGUGGUCAAUCGGUUGCUCUACGCCAUCGGAGGUUUCGAUGGAAACGAGCGUUUGGGCAGCGUAGAGUGCUAUCAUCCGGAGAACAACGAGUGGAGUUUCCUGCCACCGCUACAAACGGGUCGCAGUGGAGCGGGUGUGGCGGCCAUUAACCAGUACAUCUACGUGGUGGGAGGCUUUGAUGGCACCCGACAACUGGCCACUGUGGAGCGUUAUGAUACCGAAAACGAUACCUGGGACAUGGUGGCACCAAUCCAGAUCGCACGCAGUGCUCUCUCGCUGACGCCGCUGGACGGAAAACUGUACGCAAUUGGUGGAUUCGAUGGAAAUAACUUCCUGUCCAUCGUUGAGGUUUACGAUCCGCGAACAAAUACUUGGACGAAGGGAACGCCGCUGAAAUCGGGAAGAUCUGGUCAUGCGUCGGCGGUUAUUUAUCAGCCAGCUUGUUCGACCACGUUUAUGGACUACGAAGAGAGCGACGCUCCACAGCCAGAUGGAGGUAACGACCAGGGAAGGCAUGGCACUUCACCACAGAAUCCGUGCGGCAGUGGCAGUCCGCAAUAUGGAAACGCGUCCAAUAUGCAGUUUCACACUUCAUUCGGGAUGAGCGGCUGCAAUAAUUGUGACUCUGAAGUAGACGUAAAGCCGGAAAUUCCUCCAGAACGACAUAGUUUUCAAAUACCCGCCAUUAAAUCCGAGGAGCUGAACAAUCCGAGCUGCCCCUGGGCCAGAAUGCAGGAAAAAUUCCGAAGGUGUAACCCAUCGCCAUUCAAGCAGAAGGAUGGAACCCCAUUGGAGGUGCCGCUUCAUAAGUUCGACAAGGCGCGAAAAGCAUGUUUACUGAGCACAGCGGCGAAAGUGUUUCAUAGCCACAUCGAAGGGCGUCUGCGAAAACUCACUACGGCAGCCACAUGACAAUACGAAUCCGAACCUCACGCCUAGCCACAACCAAAAACAUCAUUCAUUGUACAAAGCCUGAUCGUCGUAUCCCCAAGAAUUCCAUGUUGAGAAGGAGCAUUCCAUUGAAGUAUAUUGCUAGUGUGUUCGCUAGGUGAUAUUUAGUCAAACCGUUUUUAUGGCAUCCAUAACAUUAACUGGCGCUCGUCAGCCCAAUUUAUAAAGAUUGAUUAGGGUUAAUAGUUGAUUAGUGGAAGGAAAGUUUCGUAUUUUAUGUAUUUUUUAGGCAUCCAUACUGAUAACUUGCAUAUUGUACUUUUUUUUUAGAUUAGAAUUAUCAAAGGAGUUAUGUGCAUCCAUAGUAAUUUAUAA